Helicoverpa zea (corn earworm) is the source of this 2309-nucleotide messenger RNA. Its product is annotated as aladin-like. The record is from RefSeq and is a predicted model, not a curated record. Lineage: Eukaryota; Metazoa; Arthropoda; Insecta; Lepidoptera; Noctuidae. The coding region runs from base 84 to 1508 and encodes 474 amino acids. Gene Ontology annotation, biological process: nucleocytoplasmic transport. The transcript is spliced from 6 exons. Gene Ontology annotation, molecular function: protein binding. Gene Ontology annotation, cellular component: nuclear pore.
AAGUGUCAAAAUAUUUGAAAUUUUGUGAUCGCUGCGGUAUCGCGCCGGCCGUUUAUGACAAACAUUUCAAUAAAACAAAGACAAUGUCUGCUUUUCACGGAUUUCCCGAACUCCCGGGGGCAGAUGAAAUCCCCUUCUGCAAACUAAACGAGGUUUUCUGCUGUGGGAACGCACGAUAUGGAAAUAUAACGACGUUUACAAAUUCGACAAAAAGCCACCCAGUAAUCAACGUGACACGUGAUAUUCACCACCACAGAACGUCGGACGAGAACAUUUCAAUGUACAUUGACGUUGAGGACAAUUUACUCAAGAAAAUAACAAGUGUGUGGUACAAACAGGGGUUUUUGGAGGCCCUGGCCGUCGCCGCAGACCCCUCAGUGAACCAGGAGAGCCAGGUGCUCGCCGUCGCCGCGUCAUACGUGUUGAAAGUAGCAAAUGUGUUCACAGCUUUCAGAUACUUUUUACAGCCACAUUUGAAGGAUAUAGGACCUAAAAUCGUUGCUAAUUACUCUAGGACUAGGAGUUGGGGGAACGGGCCAAUAAAAUGUAUAGCUUGGCAUCCUCAUACUACAAAAAUGGCUGUGGCUACUGUAGAUGACAAUGUAAGGAUAUAUUGUUCAGAAGUGGCAUUUGUUUCUACCCUGAAGUGUAAGGCACAAGGUCAUGUGUCUUCAUUGAGUUGGAGGCCGUUCUCGGCUUCUGAAUUGGCAGUGGGAUGUGAACAGGGUGUUAUUGUGUGGACAGUGGACCCCAAUUCAAUGUUUACGAAGCCAUCUUCUAGCAAUGCUGUGGUUUUGAACAGGCCAGGCCACAGUCCCGUGACCGAUGUGAGCUGGUCUCCCAACGGUGACUUGCUGAUCAGCUGCUCAGGUGCUGACACUUCCAUGCUAGUGUGGGACGUGUCUAUGGAGACUGCGGUUCCUCUACGAAGAGUUGCAGGUGGUGGCAUAGUGUUUGCACGCUGGUCAUUUGACGCCAGCAAAGUUUUUGCUGCUACUUCUUCUAUUAUAUUUAGAGUAUGGGACACAAAACGCUGGACGCCGGAGCGUUGGUGCGCUCGCGGCAACCGCGUGGUGGCCGCGUGCUGGGGGCCCGGGGAUGUGCUACUGUUUGCCGCUAAGGGAGAACCUAUGGUGUAUGCCCUUACUAAUACUGGGCUUAUGAGUGGCUCACAAACCAGCAAAGCCCUCCCAGUCCUGGAUGUAACAAAGGUAGAGCUACCAUCAGGAGACUCAGUGGGAGGACCAAUACUGGACAUGUGCUGGGACCCGACUGGCAGAUACCUGGCAAUACUGUUUGAGGAGUCACAUUUAGUCACCGUGUUUUGUACUACCAAGCUCAUGUUGCAGCUUAAGAUUACGCCUUGUUGCUUCAUCUGCGGCAUAGAAGCAGAGGUCCCAUCGACCAUGGCAUUUCAAAAUAACUUCAGCGAAGGUGCCUGUCUCACCAUCGCCUGGUCCAGCGGUAGAGUGCAGCACUUCCCCAUCAUUUAUACUGAUACGUAUUAGUUUGUUUGUUUGUAGUUUGUGACGUGUGUGUAGGUGAAGUAAGCUUAAUAAAUAUUUUAUUUAUUUAAUACACUACGGAAGACUCUUUUCCCAACUAUGUUGGGGUCGGCUUCCAGACUAACCGGAACUAUGGAAGACUCACAGCUAUAUAAAGACUUAAAUAUAGAAAGAAGUCAUAGACGACAGAGAGCCAAUUAGAAGUCCUCUAGGGCUUCUAGGCUAGGGCCUCUAGGCUCUAGGGCUUCUAUUGCAGGCUCAUAUUACUUACAUAGUCUUUUAUGUUCCUAUUUGGGACUAAAACGCCUGCUAAAAUUUCUUUUUCUAAAUAGAUGAUCAACAAUCAAAAGCAUUAAUUUAGAGGUUAUCUGGGCGAAUUGAGAAAACUUUGACAUUAGUGACUUUCGGUGAUUAAACCUGCAACUCACUAGAUAAGAAGAAGAAGCAAUUUGUUUUUCGCUCAAUCAUCACAAAAAUGCAAGCAUUGAAUAGUUCCGUUUUUUUGUGAAUAAACAGACCUGCAAAUGUACCUAUUUAUUAAGCUUGCUUGUGUUUGAAAUCAGAGUAAAAUAAGGUAUAAGGAAAAAGUAAAUCUUGCUUACUAAAAAGAUUAUUUUGUACACUUGAGCAAAAUGUCUUUGUCUAGGUAAAUGUCUGACAAAAAAAUAUAUCCUUUUGGACUUACAAAGCCUAAAGGGACAAUGUAAUAAGUUUUAAGACAGAAAUUUAAUAUAAGACUGCCAAAAUGUUUUGUAAUAUAAAAUGUAAAGAUAUGUAUACUGCAAUAAAACAAUAUAAUUCAAA